AAAGAUAUGUAUUUUGAAAUGCUAUUUUCUUCAAUACGUCCCUAUUUUAAUUCAACGAUCGAAAACCUUUGGAAAUAUCAGCCAUAGAUAAACUUAAGUGUCGUACUAUUGACGUUUCUAUAGAACACUAUUUGUCAACGACACGCUCUUGCCAUUAUUGAAGAAUUUGAAUUCGAAGGUGACCGUUACAUAAAAUUUACACAUUUUUUUAUCUACCAUUCUUACAAUUUUUUAAGUGUUAUACAAUAAGUGUAUAAUUAAAUAUAAUGUCCCAAUUUAAAUUUUGGAACGAUGUUAAUAGUUUAUUAAAUAUGGACGGUCCAGUUACUGGUCCAUUACCUCGUUGGCAGAGAAAAAAAGAAUCCGGUUCGUCGAAUACUAGUUCUAAUAAUUCAUCUAAACUAAGAUCCCUAUCAUCUUCAGUUUUAAAUUCGACUAAAACACCCGUUAAAGGUGCCGAUAACGAUUACCAACGUAGUAAAACACCUUCGAAGACUCCUAAAAAAAACAAAACACCUACUCCUAAUAAAGGUUCAAGGACACCUGGAGGAGACCGUUUUAUUCCUUCUAGAAGUGCUAGUAACUUAGAUUUAGCUCAUUUAAAACUAACCCAAGAUGAAAGUAAUACAUCUGAUAGUCCUACACAUAAAGGUCUUCAGAGAGCGAUGUCUGAAAAUCUUUAUGGAACUGAUAUAGCAAAUCAGAGGAUCCUAGCUUAUAAAAAUAAACCUCCAUCUGCCCCCGAAGGUUUUCAAAAUCCCUUAAAAGUUAUAUAUACACAAGCCAAGACGCCAGCUUCAAUUAAAACUAGCAGUAGCAGAUACAUUCCACAUGCACCUGAUAGAAUACUGGAUGCCCCUGAUAUAGUAGACGAUUUUUACUUGAAUUUGAUUGACUGGGGCUCAAAUAAUGUUUUGGCAGCUGCUUUGGGCUCUCACGUUUAUUUGUGGAAUGCAGGCACAGGAAAUAUUGAACAACUGCUCGAAUUGGAAGGCAAUGAUUAUGUUUGUUCUUUAUCUUGGAUACAAGACGGAUAUUGCUUGGCAAUAGGAACAACUAGUGGAACUGUUGAAUUAUGGGAUUGUGCGAGAUCUAAAAAACUUAGAAUAAUGGAAGGACAUUCGGCUAGAAUAGGUUCGUUAGCUUGGAAUUCUUAUAUUUUAUCCAGCGGUUCUCGCAGCGGUCAGAUAAUACAUCACGAUGUAAGACAAAGGGAUCACCAAGUUGCUACAUUAAAUGGACACACUCAGGAAGUAUGUGGAUUAAAAUGGUCUCCGGAUGGAAAAUAUCUUGCUAGCGGUGGCAAUGACAAUGUCCUUAAUAUUUGGCAAACGGUUAGUGGAGGAUUUUAUAGUAACUCAACGCCAUUACAUACGUUUACUGCUCAUCAGGCAGCGGUUAAAGCUCUAUCUUGGUGUCCUUGGCAACCUCAUAUUUUAGCUAGCGGAGGCGGUACCGCUGAUAGACAUAUACGAUUUUGGAAUUGCAAUACAGGGAGUUGUGUAAACUCCGUCGACGCAAAAUCACAAGUAUGCGCAUUGUUGUGGUCUACGACUUACAAAGAAAUCAUAUCGGGUCAUGGUUUUGCUAAUAACGAAAUUAUAAUAUGGAAAUAUCCUUCAAUGACGAAAGUGACUGAAUUAACAGGGCAUACGGCGAGGGUGUUGCAUCUCGCGAUGUCUCCGGACGGUACUACUGUUCUUUCCGCCGGCGCUGAUGAAACAUUGAGGUUAUGGAAAUGUUUCGUAGCACCGAUAGAAAAAACUAAAGACGCCAAAAAAGUCAAAUCGAAACCCAGUGCACUCAAACAAUCUAUUCGAUAAUUGUUUUUAGUUCAUUUUUAUACCAAUUUAUGACUAUAUUUAUAAUUAUUGUAUGUUUUUCAAUAAAUCAUAUCUGACGCAA
Diorhabda carinulata is the source of this 1905-nucleotide messenger RNA. It is a transcript of the gene fzy, whose product is annotated as cell division cycle protein 20 homolog. Lineage: Eukaryota; Metazoa; Arthropoda; Insecta; Coleoptera; Chrysomelidae. The transcript has 5 exons. The record is from RefSeq and is a predicted model, not a curated record. The coding region runs from base 267 to 1823 and encodes 518 amino acids. Gene Ontology annotation, molecular function: protein binding; anaphase-promoting complex binding; ubiquitin ligase activator activity. Gene Ontology annotation, biological process: positive regulation of anaphase-promoting complex-dependent catabolic process; positive regulation of ubiquitin protein ligase activity; anaphase-promoting complex-dependent catabolic process. Gene Ontology annotation, cellular component: anaphase-promoting complex.